Nycticebus coucang (slow loris) is the source of this 5034-nucleotide messenger RNA. It is a transcript of the gene GCNT3, whose product is annotated as glucosaminyl (N-acetyl) transferase 3, mucin type. Gene Ontology annotation, cellular component: membrane. The record is from RefSeq and is a predicted model, not a curated record. Gene Ontology annotation, molecular function: acetylglucosaminyltransferase activity. Bases 835 to 2157 code for a protein of 440 amino acids. The transcript is spliced from 4 exons. NCBI's taxonomy places the organism in Eukaryota, Metazoa, Chordata, Mammalia, Primates, Lorisidae.
CCCUUGCUACACACAACCUGCCUUACAUGCAACAUUUUUUUGUUCUGGAAAGCCUUGGGAUCCUGUUAAUACCUAUUGCUGUAGGUGCUGAGGGGAAACAGAUGAAGAAUAUGAACUAUAGAAGCUUCCCAUCACUGAGAGGACAAAGCUGACACCUGGCGGAGGCCCUGAGAGUGAGUUUGUGUGUAUGAACGAUUCACAUACGAAGAAGGCAACUCUGAUCUCCAUUAUCACACCAUUAGCUUCAGACGAAGCCCACCUUCUCCACUCUGGGAGGCUGGAGAUGGGACCCUGCAAACCACGCCCCUGCUUUGCCAACAGCUUCCUAUUGGCCGCUGCCAAUGAGGGGAGCAGGAGGACUUCCUGUUUGCUUCCUCUACUUCCUGCUUCUGAGAGCGUUGCCAUGGCGACAUCUGUUUACCGCGCAGAGGCUGUUGGGUGGAGAAGCUGCGCUAAAUCCCUUUUCCAGUAACUGAGGACAGAGCUGUCAGCUGCGUCUGGAGAAGUCGAGGCCUCAGUGUGGGAUCUUUUCUCUGAGCUCAGAGACCCCAGCAUUAGUUGACCAGCGGCCCCCUUGAAACUCAACAGAGAGAUUAAAGAGGAACCUGGAGAAGUUUCCUGGCCAGCUUGUGACUAUCAGAAAAUACAUUUUAGAAUGUUAGAAGACUCAGGGAUGUAGUUGUUCGCAUUUGCUGCCAUGGAACCCUACCAGUCUUCCCUUGGAAACAGAAUCACACCCUGGCAAGAGAUCUUCACUCAACAACAAAAAAGCUAUUAAAGGAUUCUUUGCUCCUCCUUCGCUGGGCCCAGUCUCUGCUGGUCUCCCAUUCCAGGAUGAUGAUUAAGUGGAAGAGACUCUGCCAGCAGCAUCACCUGUGGGCUCUGGGCUGCUAUAUGUUCCUGGCCAUAGUUGCUCUGAAAUUUUCUCUCCGAUUAAAAUGUGACCCUGAAGUCACAGGGGAUCACCUGGAGUCCAGGGGAUUCCAAAGCCAGCGCUGUAGGGAUAUGUUGUACAAGACUUUGAAGCUGCCAGCAAGGAGCUCCAUCAACUGUUCGGGGGUCACCCGAGGGGACCAGGAAGCUGUGUUUCAGGCCCUUCUGGAUAACCUGGAGAUCAAGAAGAAGCGGGAACCUCUCACAGAUACAGACUACCUCUCCCUGACCAGAGACUGUGAGCACUUCAAGGCCAAGAGAAAGUUCAUACAGUUUCCACUGAGCAAAGAAGAGUUAGACUUUCCUAUUGCAUACUCCAUGGUGGUUCAUGAGAAGAUUGAAAACUUCGAAAGGCUGCUACGAGCUGUGUAUGCCCCUCAGAACAUAUACUGUGUUCACGUGGAUGAGAAGUCCCCAGAAACUUUUAAAGAAGCAGUCAAAGCGAUUAUUUCAUGCUUCUCAAAUGUCUUCAUUGCCAGUAAACUGGUUCCAGUGAUUUAUGCAUCCUGGUCCCGGGUGCAGGCUGACCUGAACUGCAUGGAAGAUUUGCUCCAGAGCUCAGUGCCAUGGAAAUACUUCCUCAAUACCUGUGGAACAGACUUUCCAAUAAAGACCAAUGCUGAGAUGGUCCAAGCCCUCAAGAUGUUGAAUGGGAGGAACAGUAUGGAAUCAGAAAUACCUUCUGAGUCCAAAAAACUGCGCUGGAAAUACCACUAUGAGGUCAAAGACACAUUGUACAUAACAAACAAGAAGAAGGAUCCUCCCCCUAGUAAUUUAACUAUGUUCACAGGGAAUGCCUAUAUUGUGGCUUCCCGAGACUUCAUCCGACAUGUCUUAAAGAACCCCAAAUCCCAACAACUGAUUGAAUGGGUAAAAGACACCUAUAGCCCCGAUGAGCACCUCUGGGCCACCCUUCAGCGUGCACGAUGGAUGCCUGGAUCUUUUCCCUACCACCCCAAGUAUGACAUCUCAGACAUGACUUCCAUUGCCAGACUGGUUAAGUGGGAAGAGCAUGAGGGAGACAUCAGUAAGGGGGCACCAUAUGCCCCUUGCUCUGGAAUCCACCAGAGGACUAUCUGUAUUUAUGGAGCUGGGGACCUGCAUUGGAUGCUUCAAAACCAUCACCUGUUGGCCAACAAGUUUGACCCAAAGGUAGAUGAUAAUGCUCUUCAGUGCUUAGAAGAGUACUUACGACAUAAGGCCAUCUACGGCACUGAACUCUGAGACACACUAGGAGAAAGUUGCUACUUGUGGGGCAAGAGCCUGUGCGAACAUGCCCAGAACUUCCUGGGACAGUGUGGGGUGGCAGACCAGGGCUUUGGAAUCCUUGGUAUCCCCUAGAAUGAGGGGUGCUGCUGAGUGUUAGUGGAUCUGCUGCCGCAAGCCUUGCCAACUGUGCUCAAGCCCUGACCCCAGGAGUUCCUCCGGCCUUUAUCACAGAGUGAGAAUGUGAGAGCUGCUGUUAUUUGGGAGAAGAAGGGGGGUGGGAGGGUGGCAGAGGACACUGGAUUUCAGUUGAAUGCCUCGUGGCUGCUUUUUUGCUCUGGGUAGAGGCUAUUCUUAAUUAUUUUCGGCUCGGUAGUGCAGAGGGGGACUUUGGUAGAAAGAGAGCCUCUCCUUUUGUACUGUAUCUAAAAAAUAAAUAGCUCCUGACUCAAAGUCCUACCUCUACUUUUUGCCUAAUAUACCAGAAAUAGUACAAAUGUAAACAGAUAAGAUGUAUGAGAUUUUUUGUCACAACUGUUGGUGACAUUUAAUAUCCCUAGUGGCUGACAAGAGAGUCCUCAUUAUUCUGAAAUGGUCUGAGCAACCUGUAUGAAUAAAAAACUCAACAAAUGUAUAGAACAGAGCUGAUUCUUCCAUUGUUGAAAGCCCUCUCAUUUUGUUGAUGUGGUUCAUGACUUCUGUAAGGGAAAAGGCAGGGGGAUUUAGCCAGUUUGACCACCCCUACCCCUGUGGAAAAAUCAUGGCACUAAAUGUUGUCAGUGUCACAGCCAAAGCUUAACAAAUGUUCCAUAACAGGGUUAAUAGCCAUUUAGGUAAAGGCACACACAAGGUGUCUGUAAAAUUCAUGUGCAAUUUAAAAUAGUUUACUUUAUGGACACCCUGUAUAAUUUAGUGUCCGAAGUGAAACAACACAUUUGAGUAGGGGGAAGGGUUCCACUAUUAAUCAAUAUAUUGAGAAACAAAAAUGAACUUGGACUGUCUACCUAAACCAGAAUGACUGGUUAUUCCAAGUUUAGACCUCUUGUGUCAAAACUCUCUUAUUUCAGUAUGUGAAUGGGAGGGUUAUUAUUUGUGAUUUUGCUGAUUAUAUGUUUCUUUGAGGGGAGAAAAUAAUGUGGGUACAUAUGUAUACACACACACAUACAUACAUAUGUGUUUACACACGUGUAGUGUGUGCAUAUGCAUAGACACAUAUGUGCAUAUACACACACACAUUUCCCACCUCCAAAAUGUUACCUGCUGAAACAAACAGUUUUCUGUCUGAAGCUCUAGAAAUAACGGUUGGCUACUGGUCAUACUCUCCUGUGAUGGACAACGGAUAUUAUGAAACUAUGGGCAGCACCCUUUGAAUAUGGUACAGCUGCUCUUCUGCAUACAGUAUACUCUGGAAAAGUGGUUUCUAUGCAAGCUGAUUUGCGUGACUUGAACACUGCCAUAAUGUCAUUAAUGUGUUUCUUCACUUGCGAUCGUGAUUCAAUUAAGUUUUCUUUCAUGAUCAACUUUCUCUGUGCAACCCCUGUCACUCUGGCCCCGUUAUCACUGUCUGACAUGGUGAAUUUUUUUUGUUCAUAAGUUCGUGAUUCUUUUUUGUAAGGCUGUACUCCUUUGGUGAUGGGCAUUGCCACCACCAACUUGUCUGCACUGUAAUAUUGAGUUCUCUCCACCUUGCUGCCAUCCACGCCGUGGAGUGGGACUCUGGCAUAGUUAUAUACGCAGUGGAUAUGACCUGUAAGGUCUGUUGUCCUCAGCAGGAAUUAAGGACUUUCCUCUUACUGGCCCACAUGACUGUCCUUGGUCCUCUGCUGAGGGAGAUAGAAGGGGCUGCACUGCCACUGUGGGAAGGAGGCACAAAGCUUCCCUGAGUGCACAUGUUCUGAGGAAAGAACUCAGGUCCUUGGCCUCUUAUUUAACUUCCUCGAAAAGCUUUCAUGUGAAGUAAGUUAUAAGUUUUCAUAUAAAUAAAUGAAAAAGCUUAAAAUGCGAACUUACCAUUUUCGAGGGGACAAGUUACUGAAAUUUUCCAAGCAUUGAAAAUUUCUCCAGAAAUGCAUUCAGGUGAAAAGAAAGGACUCUUUCUUUAAGAAUAUAUGGUCUUCAUAUCAGAAGGGUCAAAUUUUUCCUUCAUUUGGUAUAUUUAAAAAUCAUACAAUUAAACCAACACAUCUGUUGAUUUUUCCUUCCCUCUGAGUCAUAUCUGUUUCUUUAACCUUUCUCUGGAAAGGAAAAGUCUUAUACAUGAAUUGAGCAACUAUGUUUGCAUUAGCUCUGAAGGUUUGAAUUUCCUUCUUUUUUAAUGUGCAGAUUAUUGGUGAGCAUUGUUGUAAGAACUAUUUUUGGUUGUACAGUCUGCUUGUCUCAUUGUAAUUUUUGCGCUUCUCUUGAUUGCAUGAAUAUUUUUUAAGAAAGGAAGAAAAGACAAUUGGUAACCUUGUUAAGGAACAUAUGGCAUAAUGUAGUUGGGAAGGUCUAGUAUUUUGAUUAGAAAGAAUAAUUAAACACCCAGUCUGUUCUCCUGCUUUAAGUAUCUUAAUUGGCCCAAAGAUUUGUUUUCAAUUCUUCCAUUUAGUCAGUCAUUUAUUUAUUAUAAAGAUGACUAAGAUGUAUUUCAGACUUUAUGAAAUUUGAAUGUACUGAUAAUCAAUGAAUUAACUUAGUCAUCGAUCCCACACAUUUUAUUUACUUAGAUUUUUUUUUUUUUUUGAGACAAUGUAUACAAAGGCAUACCCGGGAAAGACUGCAAAUUUGGUUUCAGAUCAUAACAAUAAAGCAAAUAAUUCAAUAAAGCAACUGAAAGUUUUUGGUUUCCCAGGGCAUAUAAAAUUUAUGUUUAUACUAUACUAUAGUUGUUAAGUGUGCAAUAGCAUUAUGCCUAGA